CGAGUUUCUCGGUAAAGUGUGGCGGGAAGAUACAGGGUUACCGGAUCCGUGACGUCAUGGCCGAUAAUUUAGAAUUUAACGACAUCUACCAGGAAGUGAAGGGGUCCAUGAAUGAUGGACGUUUACGCCUUUCUCGAGCUGGGCUCAUGUAUAAAAACAACAAAACAGGAAAAGUGGAGAACAUUGCAUCCACUGAUCUUGCUGAGGGAAUAUGGCGGCGUGUGGCACUGGGAUACGGCAUUAAAAUCUUGACACAAGCGGGGCAUGUGCAUAAAUAUGAUGGCUUCAGAGAGAACGAAUACGAGAAGCUGUCUGAAUAUUUUAAGUCACAUUUUCAAGUAGAUCUAGUUGAAAAAGAUCUCUCUGUAAAAGGCUGGAACUGGGGAAGUGUUCGGUUUGGAGGGCAGCUACUUGCAUUUGAUAUUGGGGAACAGACUGCCUUUGAGCUCCCUCUCAGUAAUGUAUCUCAGUGCACCACCGGGAAGAAUGAAGUGACUCUUGAGUUUCAUCAAAAUGAUGACUCAGAAGUUUCUCUCAUGGAGAUCCGCUUCUAUGUUCCUCCAUCGCAGGAUGAUGGUGGAGAUCCAGUGGAGGCUUUUUCAAAGAACGUUGUAUCUAAGGCAGAUAUCAUACAAGCAACAGGUGAUGCAGUUUGCAUAUUUAGGGAGCUGCAGUGCUUAACUCCACGUGGACGAUAUGAUAUCCGUAUAUAUCCUUCAUUCUUGCACUUGCACGGCAAAACAUUUGACUACAAAAUUCCCUACACAACAGUAUUGCGUCUGUUCCUACUACCACACAAAGACCAGAGGCAAAUGUUUUUUGUGAUCAGUUUGGAUCCCCCAAUAAAGCAGGGACAGACCCGUUACCAUUUCCUAAUCCUUCUUUUCUCAAAAGACGAGGAAAUCAGUUUGACCCUCAAUAUGAGCGACGAAGAAGUUGAAAAGCGCUAUGAGGGUAAGCUGAAGAAGGAUAUGUCAGGCUGCUUAUAUGAGAUGGUCAGUCGUGUGAUGAAGGCUCUUGUAAAUCGCAAGAUCACUGUACCAGGAAAUUUUCAAGGUCAUUCAGGAGCUCAGUGCAUCACUUGCUCCUACAAAGCCACCUCCGGACUACUUUAUCCCCUGGAACGUGGAUUUAUCUACGUACACAAGCCACCUGUACAUGUUCGCUUUGAUGAGAUCAAUUGUGUUAAUUUUGCACGUGGUACCACUACCACUAGGUCGUUUGACUUUGAGAUAGAGACAAAACAAGGAUCUCAAUAUACUUUCAGUAGCAUUGAGAGAGAGGAAUAUGGAAAGCUUUUUGACUUUGUGAAUGCCAAGAAACUAAACAUCAAAAAUAGAGGACUUAAAGAGGGUAUGAAACAAUCAUAUGAUGAAUAUGCUGGCUCUGAUGAAGAUCAGCACGAUGCAUAUCUUGAAAGAAUGAAAGAGGAGGGGAAAAUUCGGGAGCAUGCAGACAGUGAUGACUCUGGUGAUGAGACUGACGAGUCCUUUAAUCCUGGAGAGGAAGAAGACGAAGUGGCAGAAGAAUUUGAUAGCAACCCCUCUGUCAGCUCGUCUAGUGCGGGUAGUGAUGAGGAUGAAGAGGACAAGAAAAAGAAAGCGAAAAAACCUAAAAUUGUAAAAGAGAAGAAACCACGCAAAAAAAAAUCAAAGGAGGGAAAGAAGACUAAAGACCCUGCUGCCCCCAAGCGUCCUAUGUCUGCAUAUAUGUUGUGGUUAAAUGCAAGUCGUGAGAAAAUUAAAGGUGAUAAUCCAGGGAUUAGUAUCACUGACCUGUCCAAAAAAGCAGGAGAGAUCUGGAAGGGGAUGGGCCGUGACAAGAAAGAGGAAUGGGACCGCAAAGCAGAGGAAGCUAAACGAGAUUAUGAAAAAGCAAUGAAGGAAUAUAAUGAGAACGCACCUGCUGCGCCUUCUGACUCUACCAAGAAGGAAAAGAAAUCAAAAACCGAAAAGAAGAAACCUGAGAAACCAGAGAAACAAGAGAAGAGGAAGUCCACAAAAGUAUCAUCAUCACCAGCAAAGUCAUCUCCCAAAGGUGUCUCAGAAAGCUUCAAGAGCAAGGAGUUUGUGUCUAGUGAUGAGAGCUCAUCUGACGAAAGCAACAAAAAGGGCUCAGAUGAGGAAGCAGCCAGCACACCACCUUCAUCCAAUGAAUCCGGAUCAGAUUAACCCCCCAUACACACAUAGUGGGACCCUCAUUGUGAGGGAUCUGCUAAUAUUGAUUAUUUUGUUGUUGCGAUGAUGAGAGACAUGAGUGUAUUAAGGAUUGUAGAUAUGUAUAAAUUUCAGUGCGUCAUUGAAAUGUAAGGUUAAAACACAGAUAUGUUUGUAUUUCCUCCAUCUCUACCAUCCAUCACUCAGCUCUAUCUCAUUUGCUAUUUUUGUUAAUUUGUAAUAAAAUAUUCUCUUGGUUU
Bombina bombina (fire-bellied toad) is the source of this 2416-nucleotide messenger RNA. RefSeq names its product structure specific recognition protein 1 (gene SSRP1). Gene Ontology annotation, cellular component: nucleus; FACT complex. The transcript has 16 exons. The record is from RefSeq and is a predicted model, not a curated record. The coding region runs from base 57 to 2171 and encodes 704 amino acids. Lineage: Eukaryota; Metazoa; Chordata; Amphibia; Anura; Bombinatoridae. Gene Ontology annotation, molecular function: histone binding; DNA binding; nucleosome binding.